CUGCCCCGCUGCAAUAAAGGCAGAUAGCUGACCAUGGGGAGCAGGGGAAAACUUUUUAUACUGACAUGGUAGCGCAAUGAAUUUUGAGUAACAUCUAACUGGGACGAGGCUCCCGGCGUGAGGAGGACAGGGCUGUGUACGGGAAGAAAAAAGGAGCACUUGCCAUCUGCCGGGUUACGGGAACGAAAAGCAAGACGGCAAAAUAGUUGAGACCAGUCCAAGAAUCAGCGGUGGAAAAUCCAGUUUAGCCAUUUGAAUUGAAAGAUGAGCUUGUUGUCUGCCAUAGACACGAGUGCCUCCGUGUACCAACCCGCGCAACUUCUCAACUGGGUCUAUCUUUCCUUACAAGACCCCCACCAGACAAGCGCCUUUGACGCAUUCAGACCCGAACCCAACUCUUCCCACCCGGAUCUCAAUUUCAGCAAGACUCCCGCAGCGGCGGACUUGAGCUCUUCCCUGAACUCCAACUAUCUCAACAACUUCUUUCAGCUGCAGCGGAAUGAGGCCUUAAACAACAACGUGUAUAAGAAUGUGUCACCCUAUGGCUCCCUGAACAACAUCGUAGAUGGACUCAACUCCCUGACGGACCAUUUCUCAGACCUUUCCCUUUCUUCAGAGCCAAGAAAACCCAACAAAAGACCUCCACCCAACUACUUGUGCCAUCUGUGCUUCAACAAGGGCCAUUACAUCAAAGACUGCCCUCAGGUGAGGCUUGUAACAUGCAUACAUUACAUAAUCUUGUCUUCAGAUGAAACAAAUAUUUUAUAUUGUUGGGUGUACAUACCCUAUUGUUUGAUUAUUAACUUGUGUUUUGCAUUGCAAUAACUGUGUGUCUUUAGACUUCUUCGGUGUCUUUUCAUUUGAUUCAUACAAGCCAAUGACUGAUGGCUCUAAAAGCUGUGCUUGCUCCAGCCAAUGCCUGUCUCUCUGUCUUUCUUUCCCUCUCUCUCUCUUUGGCUCUGAUUUGACCUACUUGUUAAACAGGCUGGCCUCUGUCUUCUGUAGUCAUGUGUGUGAAAGUGUGUUUACGUGUGCUUGUGUGCAUCUUAACUGCCACAUCAUUACACUACAAGAAACUGUCCGUUAUAACCAUGAUAAAUGAACGUGUUGGACUAAUUCAAGGUGAAACUGUCUCUCUUUGCAUUUGAAUGAGCAUGUUAGCCAUGUUAGCAUGAGCCACAAAGUCAAAGUUGCAUUCGUCUGCCUUCAAAUUUCCUACAGAUUGAGUCUGUUAUGAUGCAGGGAUUUUGGGUAAAUCCACCUUUAGGUCUAGGAUGGAGGUUAUGUGUGACUAAUAGGGUCUCAGCUGCUGUCAUCUCCCAAGAUCUAAACUCAUUUUGGUGAACACCAGGAUAAAUUUAGGUUUUAAAUGAUCCCUGCCCUUACUUUAAAAUACAUACAAAUGAGAGGAAAACUUAGGAGUUACACAUAUUGUGUUCAUGCAUGGUAACUAUAGCAAAAGUGAAGAGAUAUUUUGUGGAGUUUGCAGGAGUUGUUGAGAAAAGAAUGGACUAUGAAAUUGCUGUGGUGGAUCUGUCAUUGUGGUGUUAUAUAGCGCCUUGUAAAGGCAAACUCCAUGGCUGGGACUGCGGCCUGGAAGUGAUCUAAUUUCAUAAGAGGAACACAAUGUCACUUUCCCUUGGAUUUGUGAAAUAUUUACAUACAGGUUUUUGUUUUUGGACUCAUGUUGCCUAAUAAUCUCUCUCCUCUCUAUGUCUUUAUUUUACCUCUCCCAUUAUUUUUCCUCUCCCUUUCCCUGGGUGAGGUGCAACAGCCUAACCCCAGCCCUGCGUUUCUUUUGCAUGGAAUGGUAAUGAGGAGCAGAUGUGAGAUUAAAAUGCUUUGACUCGCUUUAUGACAUAUGAUGACUAGUCUCGGGAGGUCUGUAAAAGACCUGUAUACUGAUGAAAUAUCUCCUGGACAGCUACAAAAUGCAAUGUGUGGGAAUUAGAUCAUCUAUUGACAACUCCGAUGAGACUUUUGAGUCGUGGUAUAUCAUGCAACAAGUAACUUCUACCUUCAUUCUUCCUGUAAGUAGUGCUGUAGUUGCUGGUGUGAGUAGUGAUCAAAUGAUGCUGAUACUCCACAUAGGAGCAGUUGUGCAUCAAGUAAUACAUAAUCUAGUAUGUUUAUUACUUUUUCCAUAUGUCCGCAUUUCUAAACCAUAUGCUGUGUAUAUUUAAACAUCUUCAGUGUACCAUUUUAAAAGAUUUAAAAAAUGUUUAAAAUGGUGCUUUAUUAAACUAAACUCCUUUGGCAAUAGAAGCUGUAAAAUCGAUCUAGUUAUAGAUGUAAGCAUUCAGGGGGGACCUCAAAAUCACACAUAGCUAUCUUCUGUUUUAUAUUUCAGUGGUUCGUUAAACUGCCAACAGUAACUCAGAAAGCAGCAAAGUCUCCAAACGGCCUCCGCACCUACACAGUUCAACCCCAUCUCAGUUAUUUAGGUCUCUCCUGGGCUUUUCUCUCCAUAAAUUUACCUUCCUUUUGUGCUACAUCACUUACACUAUUGCCCAGUCACCUGUCAUUGUGUGCCAAUGAUAGCUGAGCCUUACCCAACCAGCUGAAGACCCAAAUAACAGAUGUGACACACAUCUUGCAAUAGUAACAUGAGUUUUUAAUGGCAAGUGUUCAGCUUCACCAUUAGCCAAGACAGGUGUCAUUUUCCGAACAAUAUUUCCUUGUCCUACAUUAUUGUUACUCUGUUUCAGGAGGUGCAGGGAUCAGUUGUGUGCCCAUGGAGUUUCUGGUGUCUCCCUGCACUGGAAUGCAUUUAAGGAUAAAUGUGUCACUAAUAGUCUGUCCUGUCCAGAGGUGCUUUGCCAAAAAAAACAGAGGCUUUUGCUUCACAGUGCUAUGAGUAUAUGUCAUCCAGGUCCAGCAAAGAAUCCCAUUCUGAUGCCAUGUACAGUACAGUCUUCCUCUUCUACUUCACCUCACUGUGUUUUAUUGUGUUCUUUUGUGCUGUGACUUCUAUUACUGAGUUUAGGUAAGGGUAACGUUUGUAUGUUAAAAUGGACUGAAUAUCACAUGACACACGUUUGUGUUCUUUUUAUUUAAAUGCCAAGGCUAGUGAUAUUCUGCAUUUGUUUUUUGUCAACAAAUCCCAUGAAAAGACCAAAAAUAACAAUGAACUGAUACUAACAACACUUUAUAUAAAGCCUGAUAUAGCUUAUUCUUCUGUGGUGGAGACCUCCAUUGUUGUCCAAAAAACCUUUAAAAGCACAUUAAUGAACCUUACUGUUCCAAUGUAUGUUCCUUCAUUCUGAUGGACACUGAGCACUGUAGUUUUUUUUAACCUUAAGAUGCCUUGCUGCUGUAAUUACUAAUUAGAGCACCAAAUGUGUGCUAAUCCACAGCUGCAAAUAGUCCAAACAAAUGUACUAUCCACAAGUUAUGUUUGCUAAAAACUAAAGCGCACAAUUGCUUUUGGAAAUAACUCUUUUUUUAAAUGAAAUUGUGUAUUUGUGUCCUGUGUUUAAAAUUUACUUUAGUGGCAACCAAUUGACAGACAGGGUGGGUCAGAAAACACUGAGAGACGAGCUAAUGCAUUUUUGGUUUUAGUCUUUUUAUAGGAUAUGUUGAUAAAAACAAAACUAUAGAAUAACACUUUAUUUAAAUAGUACACCAAGGGCGUAACCAUGGUAUCUACCUUGGGGGGACAUACAAAUGAGAGUCCUCAUCCAGAAUUUAAAAACUGCAUUUCUCACAAUUCUGAUAUUUAUAUAUGAAAAUUCACACACUAAGAACUACAUUGACCAUUUCAAUUCACAUUUAAACGACUUGUCUGCGAUUUCUCCAAGAUAGUGAGUGCCUCCCCCUCCAUUUGUUUUGGUCAGCUGCUUACUGUGUACUGACUUUUAAUACACCUACCAAGUAGACAAUUGUUUGACCAGAUAUCAUAAUUUUACCAGAAGAACAAUGACUGACUUUAAUGGUCAUUUUAAUUUGAAAAUUCUGUUUUUUUUUACUAUUAGUUUUACUUAUAUAUUAUAUUGUUAUACAUUUUAUAUUAUUAGUUGGUGGUUUCCCUAUUCUUUGCAUUGCUUGGUUCUGAGAGAAUAGUGGCUUGGCAAUUAAAUAUUUGAGGUUACAAAAGUGUUUAUGCAUUACUUAAAAUUUAAAACCUUUUUUUGUUCUAACAUGUUAAUAUUGGAAUCACACAGAAUAGACUUGUGGCUGUGCUGAUAGAAUUAUAUUAUUUUUCAUGGAACUCUUGGUAGUUAAGAGAAAGCCACAGGCCUGGCAGCAGCUGCCCGGUGCUCCCUGUCAUGGGGACAGAGGUGUUAUGUAAACUGGCUUUUAUUCGGAAAAUGAGGUCGCUCCCCCAGUUAUGAGCAGAAUGCCCCUCACUGCCAUGCUCUGGCCCCUGUCCAAGAUGUCUUCCACUUGCACUCAUGAUUUGGUUCUGUUCAGUGGACUAAUCCUCUGAACAGUUGACUCCACCUCUGAUUUGAGUAAUCAAAAUUAUGCAUUGAAUGACAGCUUCUUGCUAUGUCUCCCUGUAGAAAGAUUCAUGGAAAAUCUCUUUGCUGGAAUGCAGGUUUGUGGGUAUGUGGGGGUGGCUGCUGCUGCUGCUGCUGCUGCUGCUGCUGCUUCUGCUGCUGUUGCUGUGUGCUGGUGUGUGUGUGUGUGUUUUAUGUCCGUCUCAGAGCCUCCUGAGUUACUAUGCCCCAUUCCUGGUCCCAGUGCAUUCCCCUGAUUCAGUCUGUCAGAAUUAUCGUUUCCUGGGCAUGUUUUUUUUUUGUUCUUCUGGAAAAAGAUUUCUGAUUUUUGAAAGGUAGAAUAUUUAAUUUAUAAAAAUAACUGACAUAACAUUCAUGACUACACCUGUUUUCAACUUUUUGCCUAUUUCAAAAAGGUGGUUUCAAAUCUUAGAAGUAUUUAUAAGAUAAAUCUUAAUAAAGUAACCCAAAGCUGUCAUCUUA
Molecule: messenger RNA, 4925 nt
Organism: Micropterus salmoides (largemouth bass)
Lineage: Eukaryota; Metazoa; Chordata; Actinopteri; Centrarchiformes; Centrarchidae
Product: zinc finger CCHC domain-containing protein 24-like
Exons: 2
Coding region: 265-825 (186 amino acids)
Molecular function (GO): zinc ion binding; nucleic acid binding
Source: RefSeq, a predicted model, not a curated record